Helianthus annuus (common sunflower) is the source of this 1540-nucleotide messenger RNA. Its product is annotated as U-box domain-containing protein 21. The record is from RefSeq and is a predicted model, not a curated record. Gene Ontology annotation, molecular function: ubiquitin protein ligase activity. Lineage: Eukaryota; Viridiplantae; Streptophyta; Magnoliopsida; Asterales; Asteraceae. Gene Ontology annotation, biological process: protein ubiquitination. Bases 79 to 1419 code for a protein of 446 amino acids. The transcript has a single exon.
GUAUCACAAAAAAAAAAAAAAAAUCAUUGCUUUUAUUCAUUGGUCUAAUUCUUGGUAGAUAAUUAAGAAAACCCUACAAUGCUUUCUGCGUUCAAGAACCGAAGAGCAAAACAAAAUGCUAACAAGAUGAAGAAACUGGUGGAUGUAGAGGUUGAUCCGGUGACCAUACCGGAGCUUUUUCGGUGCCCGAUAUCGCUGGAACUGAUGAAAGAUCCAGUGAUAUUAUCAACCGGAGUAACCUACGAUAGGGAGAGUGUGGAGAAAUGGAUAUUCGAAGAUGGGAAGCAUACUUGCCCGGUGACCGGUGUGGCGUUGACGAGCCUUGACCCGGUGCCAAACCACACGAUCAGAAGGAUGAUUCAAGAAUGGUGCGUUGAGAACAAAGCGUAUGGGUUUGACCGCAUCCCGACUCCUAGAGCCCCCACUGGCUCAUCUCAAGUGUCGGAGAUUCUAUUGAAGAUCGUGUCGAUGCGGGGUAAGGGAAAUACGGAAGGUGUUAGGGAGUUGGUGGGGAAGAUUAAAGAUAUGGCUAAAGAAAGUGAGAGAGAUAAGAAGUACAUUGUGUUAAAUGGAUCGGCUCGGGUGUUAUCCGAGACUUUCCAGGCGUUUUCUUGUAUUGACAGUCAAGAAAACACCGGGGUUUUGGAAGAAAUUUUGUCAGGGUUAACCCUGAUUCUUCCAUUUGACCAAGAGACCAAGUCUGGUCUCGGGUCAAACCAAUCUUUAUGUACCAUUGUAAAGAUUUUAAAGGUUGGAUCAUUAUCCGGCCGAAGGAAUGCGGUUUUGGUACUUAAAGAACUCCUAUCAUCCGAUCAAACGAAGCUACAAGAAUUCGCGGAGAUUGAAGGAAGUAUUGAAGUAUUAACAAAACUCAUCAAGGAGCCAAUUGAUCCUACUACAACAAAUGCUUCAUUGUUAGCCAUUUACCAUUUAGUCACCCCAUCAACUUCUUUCAACCAAAAGGAAACCCUAAUAGCAAGAUUUCUUGCAAUGGGGUUGACCGAAAAACUUAUAGAAAUGCUUGUAGAUUGCACAAGAGGCGUAUGCGAAAAGGCAUUAGGCGUACUCGAAGGUCUUUGCAGCAUCGAUGAAGGACUCGAGAAAGCUUACGCCAAUGCGUUAACUGUCCCGGUGCUAGUGAAGAAACUGCUGCGUGUUUCUGAUAUCUCGACAGAGUUUUCGGUUUCGAUUCUUUGGAAACUGAGUAAAUAUGAGAAGAGUAUUGGAGAUGAGGAAGGUCUAGCCAUGGAAGCACUUCAAGUAGGAGCUUUUCAAAAGCUUGUGUUGCUGUUGCAAGUUGGUUCUUCUUUGCAUACUAAGGAGAAGGCUGGUGAUUUGUUAAAGGGUUGGAAUUUGCUUAGAGGGAGAGUUGAGUGUAUUGAAUCUAUGGAUUUCAAGAACCUCAAAAGGUCUUUUUGAACAAAAGUAUAGUUGUAGGAACAAUAUUUGUUUGUAAAUUUAAAAUACAUAUACAGAGGGAAAUUAUAAACAUUUUUACAUGUAUGGUUAAUUAUAUAAAAAUUUGGAUUAAAAUGAUAAU